Messenger RNA from Tachyglossus aculeatus (Australian echidna), 2913 nucleotides. RefSeq names its product fucose-1-phosphate guanylyltransferase (gene FPGT). Gene Ontology annotation, molecular function: transferase activity, transferring phosphorus-containing groups. The record is from RefSeq and is a predicted model, not a curated record. Bases 13 to 1788 code for a protein of 591 amino acids. The transcript is spliced from 4 exons. NCBI's taxonomy places the organism in Eukaryota, Metazoa, Chordata, Mammalia, Monotremata, Tachyglossidae.
CGCGCGGCGGCCAUGUGGUGCGGGGGGUCGGAGCUGGGCCCGGCCGCACAGCCCAGGCUGGCGCGCUUCGCGCAGCUCAGAGGAAAAACCGUGAAACCUGGACAAUUCUGGGACGUCGUGGUACUAACCGCCGCUGACGAGAAACAGGAAUUUGCUUACGAACAACAGCUGUCCUCAAAGCUAAAAAGAAAGGAACUUCCCUUAGGUGUUCAUUAUCAUGUUUUCGCUGACCCUGCUGGAACCAAGAUCGGAAAUGGAGGAGCAACUCUCUGUGCCCUUCAACGUUUGGAGGAACUACAUAGAGAUAAAUGGAAUUGUUUCACCAUCCUAUUAAUUCACUCUGGUGGUUAUAGUCAACGCCUUCCCAAUGCAAGUGCCUUGGGAAAGAUUUUCACAGCUCUGCCUCUGGGUGAUCCGAUAUUUCAGAUGUUGGAACUAAAAUUAGCCAUGUACAUUGACUUUCCGGCCCACAUGAAUCCUGGAAUUCUGGUUACCUGCGCUGAUGAUAUCGAACUUUAUGACACGGGGAAAACAGAGUUCAUUAAGUUUGAUAAACCUGGCUUUACCGCAUUAGCCCAUCCUUCCGAUUUAGGUAUAGGUACAUCCCAUGGGGUGUUUGUCUUAGAGCACUCUGAUGCUUCAGAGUAUCCCGAUCUCGAAUACCAAACUUGUAAUCUUUACCUCCAUAAGCCUACAGUCGAAAAGAUGCAUCGGUCUCGUGCUGUGUACAGAAAAAAAUAUGGUCCCACAGGAGAGGCUCCAGCAAACUCGCGCUCAUUUGAUGACUUAUUCAGUGAGUAUGUGUUCACAGAUAGCCUAUAUUAUAUGGAUCAUGCUUCAGCCAAAAAGCUGCUGGCCUUUUAUCAAGGGCUGGGUACCCUUAACUGUGAAAUAGAUGCUUAUGGUGACUUUCUACAGGCUCUAGGGCCCAAAGCGACCAUCGAUUACACCAGAGACGCAUCGAACGUCACAAAGGAAGACUCCGAGUUGGUAGGAAUAAGAGAGAAGAUAUUUCUCCUCCUUAAAGGAACGCCGCUCAAUGUCGUAGUCCUCCGUAACUCCAAAUUUUAUCACAUCGGGACCACUCUAGAGUAUUUACACUGUUUGACUGUCAGCAGCCUGAAAUCCGAGCUUGGCUUACUUUCCGAAGCUUUCAGCAUCGUUCCGGGGAAAUCAGGAUGCCUCUCCCCGAAACCGUGUAUAAUUCAAAGCGUUCUUGAUUCAAGCAGUUCUGUGGCCCGGGGCUCAGUUGUGGAAUAUUCUAGGCUGGGGCCAAAUGUUUCCGUAGGAGAACUGAGCCUCAUCAGCGGGGUUUGCAUUGUAGAUGAAAUGGAACUACCCUCAAAUGUUUUUGUGUGCUCAUUAAGCCUAAAACUCAGCGAGCAUGUAACGUUUGCCACCAUGGCAUGCGGGGUGAGAGACGACCCGAAAAGGAGUGUAAAAGGGCUCGCGGAUCUGCAGUCCCUUCAGUUUUUUGGAGUUGGUUUUCCGGACUGUUUAACGCUCUGGAACCUGCAAGUGACGGAAGAACGAUUCUCUGGUGAUAAGGCGCGUUUGAGUUUGUGGACCGCUCGGAUUUUCCCGGUGUGCUCUUCGCUGAGCGAUUCCGUAGCCGUGUCCCUAGGAAUGCUCGGUGCUGUGACGAGCAGGAAGUCUUUCCCGCUGAGCGGCUACAGGCUUCUGUCGAUGGAAGAAAUGCUUAUCUACAAAGAUGUAGAAGACAUGAUGAAAUUCAGGGAGCAAAUUUAUGAAGAAAUCGUUGGGCAGAGAGAGCAGUCUGGUUUGUGAAAGUUUCAUUAUUUGCACUUUUCUUCCAUUUAAUGUAAGGAUGAUUGUCAGCACCCCUAGGUCGCGUGUAUUUUUUGAUCGUUUCACCAAAGCAGAAACAGUGAAAGUGUAUUAGUGUUGUUACUGUAGCAUGACACUAAUAAUGUAAAAAUAUAGAUAAACCCUUCACUCGAUGAGGGCCUCAAUUAAAUAUUUCAGUUCUAAAAAUUCAGAAAGCAACGUAUUUUCUUAGACCAUUCCUGUUUUGGGAAUUUCCUUUGGGUGUGGACCAGAGAUUAUGGGUUUAGUUCCCUGGUGGUUUUCACUGUAGCACCUAGCUCUAUGACUUGGCAUACCAUAUUCAUUCAUUCAUUCAAUCGUACUUAUUGAGUGCUUACUGUAUGUAGAGUACUGGACUAAGCACUUGGGAAAGUACAAUAUAGCAAUAAAGAGAAACAAUCCCUGCCCACCAUGGAGUUCUUUGUACCCCUGUUCAUGGUUUCAUUUCAGAAAGGAGUUGAAAGGGUCUUAGACCAUUAUUUUGUCUAAAGAAUGCUAAGGUAUUUGUCCCAGAUUUAAAUGAGGGAGAGGUGAAAUGAAGACACUUUGGAAUUCAGUAAAACUUUACUCCAUCCUAAAUCGCCUCAACCGCUCAACUGCCUUUGACAAUGUGGACCACCCCCAAAUUGUGGGAAUCUCUCAAGACUCAGUUCUGGGUCCCCUUCUCUUCUUCAUCUACACCCAAACCCUUGUAGAAGUCAUUCACACCCGUGGCUUCAACUGCCAUCCCUACUCAGAUGAUUCCCAAAUCUAAUCUCCAGCCGUGACAUUUAUUCUCCUCUGCAGUCUCAGAUUUCCUCCUGCCGUCAAGGAAUGAAUGAAUCUCUAAAAUGGAUGCCCUGCUGAUUCAUAACACGCCCAAAAUGGAAUUCAUCUUCCUCCCCCUGACUUUUCCAUCACCGUAGACAGCACAACCAACCUCCGUCUCACAAGCUCAAACCAUGGCAUUUUCCUUGAGUCACCUCGCUCAUUCAACCUGCGUAUUCAGUCUGUCACCGAACCCUGCCGGUUUUACCCUCCACAUCGCUAAAAUCUGUCCAAACUGCCAUUACGUUGAUCCAAGCACUCAUCCUAUCCCAUCUUGAC